Molecule: messenger RNA, 645 nt
Organism: Boeremia exigua
Lineage: Eukaryota; Fungi; Ascomycota; Dothideomycetes; Pleosporales; Didymellaceae
Exons: 2
Coding region: 1-645 (214 amino acids)
Source: RefSeq, a predicted model, not a curated record
AUGGGCCCCUCCCCCGACGGCGCGCGCCUGCGCACCACCGAAGCCACGCCCAUUGCGUCCUCGGCGCACGCCAGAGACUACGCGUCCAUAUCCGCGUCCAUAUCCGCGUCGUCUCUGCUCGACACCACCGCCGACACCCCCCGCCCCGCCCCGCCCAAGCGCGCCCCAACCCCCGUGCUGCAGCCCACCCGCUGGGCGCAGUUCUGGGAGAAAUGGGGCACCGUGGAGCUCGAGAACAAGGGCAGCGUGGCGCGCGACCACCUCGCGCUGGAACGCACGUUCCUCGCCUGGCUCCGCACCAGCCUCUCGUUCGCCUCCAUCGGCAUCGCCAUCACGCAGCUCUUCCGCCUCAACUCGUCGCUGCAGUCCCACGCCUCCUCCUCUUCUUCUACGGCAUCCCACUCCUCCUCUGUGCACCGCCUGCGCCACCUGGGCAAGCCGCUCGGCGCCACCUUCAUCGGCAUCUCGAUCCUGAUGCUGGCGAUUGGGUUCCACCGCUACUUUGAGGCGCAGCACUAUGUCAUCCGGGGUAAGUUCCCGGCGAGCAGGGGGAGUAUUGUGCUGGUGAGUGCUGUGGCCGGGGCGCUGAUUGUGGGCUGUUUGGCUGUUAUUCUGGCCGCGGGGGCGGGGGCGUUUGAGACGUAG